This is a messenger RNA of Trichoderma harzianum CBS 226.95, 495 nucleotides long. RefSeq lists its product as hypothetical. The transcript has a single exon. NCBI's taxonomy places the organism in Eukaryota, Fungi, Ascomycota, Sordariomycetes, Hypocreales, Hypocreaceae. The record is from RefSeq and is a predicted model, not a curated record. Bases 1 to 495 code for a protein of 164 amino acids.
AUGAGACAAGAACAAGAUCGACGAGCCCGUUUACGAGCCCGUUACGCAGCUUUGCCAGCUCAGGCGCUGGGAAGCUCGAGGCAACGCCAUCAUGAGCCCGAUGCUAUGGGAAUCGAUGACCCAUCUUGGAUAGAGCAACGCUUACAGGAACGCAUGUGGCGCGAGUUCCCUGUUCCCCCUGAGCCAAAUCAGCGUCCAAGACAAAACGGUAUCAAUGGCAUAAAUGGAAAUCAGCGCCCGAGACUCAACGGUAUCAAUGGCAUAAAUGGAAAUCAACGUCCGAGACAAAACGGUAUCAAUGGCAUAAAUGGCGUAAACGGGCAUUCCCACGAGGGCGAGGAAGCUAGCCAAGAUGAGCACUCGGACGAGGAUGAUAAAGAUGCGUCAGGCCAACCCAUGGAGCAACUGAACAUAAAUGGCGGACAUGAGGAUCCCGACGAGAACGACGGCCAUGAGCAACGAGACACGGGCGAGGCGGGUCAUCAUAGAAUAUAG